Messenger RNA from Siniperca chuatsi (mandarin fish), 2098 nucleotides. It is a transcript of the gene spast, whose product is annotated as spastin. Gene Ontology annotation, molecular function: ATP hydrolysis activity; ATP binding; microtubule severing ATPase activity. Gene Ontology annotation, cellular component: microtubule cytoskeleton. The transcript is spliced from 17 exons. Bases 148 to 1893 code for a protein of 581 amino acids. Lineage: Eukaryota; Metazoa; Chordata; Actinopteri; Centrarchiformes; Sinipercidae. The record is from RefSeq and is a predicted model, not a curated record.
CCGGUCCAGCAGGCGGCAGCACAGCGUCGGUUCGGUGUCCGCCGGUAAACACAAAGAAGAAGCGGUCCGUGGAAAACCAGCACGUUAAUCUGAACUGCAGCGGCUCUGUGGGCUGAACCGGACCGGGAUGCUGUGAUAUGGACCCGGAUGAGUCCCUGCGGAAGAAGCGGCAGGAGGCGGACCGGCAGCUCGGCGCCUCCGCUGGAAAGAGCCGCCGCCGGUGACGGUGCCGGUACGGGGACGCUGGGCGUGCUGUUGUCCGUGUCCUACCCGCUGCUGGCCGUGCUGUCCCUGCUCCGGUCGCUCCUCCGCUGGCUGUGGAGCCGCAGCACGGCCGCUGUCAGAGCCGAGCCCCGAGCCGCCGACGAGCCUGGCGGCUUGCAGCGGGACGGCAGCGGCAGCCCGGAGCGAGGCGGCCGGGUCCGGAGCCACCACGGGCGGGCCUUCGAGUACAUGUCUGCGGCGCUGAGGCUCGAUGAGGACGAGCGAGGUGACAAGCAGCAGGCGGUGGGCUGGUACCAGCGAGGGAUCACCGAGCUGGAGAAAGGCAUCGCCAUCCAGAUCUCAGGAAGCGGAGAGAAAUAUGAGCGCGACAGACGUCUGCAGAACAAGAUGACCACCAACCUGAUCAUGGCUAAAGACCGACUGCAGUCUUUAGUCAAGGUGCUCUCAGGGUCCGGGGCGCAGACAGACAUUUACACUGACAGCUCUAACCCCGCCUACCAUACCGCCCACCUGCGCUCAGCAGGUGGCGCUGUCUCCAGAAAGAGAGACUCUGUUAAUCCAGCACCAUCCAGCCGACCGAAGCGCUUCCCAAAGACGUCCUGUUCUUCCUCCUCGUCUUCCCUGGCGAGCCUCCAGCGCUCCUCAUACCUCAGCUCUCAGCGCCCCCCGGCCCCCGCCAACAGUAAGGGCAGAACAAGUCGUCACGGCGUUAAAGUCAGCUCCCCGACGUCGCCGCCGCUGAGGAAGAAAGACACAAAGAACCUGAAGAACGUCGACGGGAAGCUCGCCAACCUCAUCCUCAGCGAGAUCGUCGACAGCGGCUUGUCUGUGAGGUUUGAAGACGUAGCCGGUCAGGAUUUGGCGAAGCAGGCGCUGCAGGAGAUCGUCAUCCUGCCGGCGCUGAGGCCGGAGCUGUUUACAGGACUGCGCACUCCAGCCAGAGGACUUCUUCUGUUUGGUCCGCCCGGCAACGGCAAGACGAUGCUGGCUAAAGCUGUGGCAGCUGAGUCCAACGCCACCUUCUUCAACAUCAGCGCCGCCAGCUUAACCUCCAAAUACGUGGGUGAAGGGGAGAAGCUGGUUCGAGCUCUGUUCUCAGUGGCCAGAGAGCUGCAGCCAUCCAUCAUCUUCAUCGAUGAGGUGGACAGUCUGCUGUGUGAACGGAGGGAGGGCGAGCACGACGCCAGCCGACGCCUCAAGACCGAAUUCCUCAUCGAGUUUGACGGGGUCCAGUCAGGAGGGGAAGACCGGGUUUUGGUGAUGGGAGCCACCAACAGGCCUCAGGAGCUGGACGAGGCUGUCCUCAGGCGUUUUGCUAAGCGUGUGUUCGUAGCUCUGCCGGCCGAGGAGACUCGCUUCAAGCUGCUGAAGAACCUGUUGGGGAAACAUGGAAACCCGCUGACCCACAGAGAGCUGAGCCAGCUGGCCAGAAUGACAGAGGGCUACUCCGGCAGUGACCUCACCUCACUGGCUAAAGACGCCUCCCUGGGACCAAUCAGAGAGUUGCGUCCAGAACAGGUGAGGAACAUGGAGGCCAGCGAGGUCCGAAACAUUUGUUUCAGAGACUUUGACGAGUCUCUGAAGAAGAUCAAGAGGAGCGUUGGUCUGCAGACUCGAGAGCUUUACGUCCGCUGGAACAGAGACUAUGGAGACACCACGGCUGUAUGAACUCGACACAGACAGACUUCUUCCAAAAACCUCCUUUUUAAGCAACAGCAGAGUGUUUUAUGAACCUCUGCACGAAUGUUUUUACAAAAUAAAGAAUCCUCCUCUUAUAUUUUUUGUUUCUUACUCGGACUCUGAUGUCCAAAGACAUUCUUCUUUAACUGAACUCUUUGUAGCGAUGAGGAUUAAAAAACCAUCCUUUGGCGGA